Molecule: messenger RNA, 432 nt
Organism: Didymodactylos carnosus
Lineage: Eukaryota; Metazoa; Rotifera; Eurotatoria; Philodinida; Philodinidae
Source: the annotation of a GenBank genome assembly
AUGACUGGACGGCUUCCAGCUGUUGUUAUUGAUAAUGGAACUGGGUAUACAAAACUUGGUUACGCAACAAAUAACGAACCGCAGUUUAUCAUCCCAUCAGCAAUUGCUGUUAGAGAAAGACCUGGAGGUGCUAGAGUUGGCCAGUCUGGAGAAGAUUUAGACUUUUAUAUUGGAGAUGAAGCAUUUAGUGCCAAAGGAUACUCUGUGAAAUAUCCAAUAAGACAUGGUAUCGUUGAAGAUUGGGAUUUGAUGGAAAAGUAUUGGGAACAAUCUUUAUUCAAAUAUUUACGUUGUGAUCCAGAACCACCUUUGAAUACACCAGAAAAUCGUGAAUACACAGCUGAAAUUAUGUUCGAACUGUUCAAUGUGCCCGGUUUAUAUAUAGCAUUACAGGUUAAAGCAUAUGCCUUGUUGUUAUUAUUAUAUAGUUGA